UUAACAUUUAAAAAUUCAACUUUUAAGGUGCCACUGUCUUUAAAGUUCUGGUCCAACACUGAAGGAUCGCAGAUUUGAACAACAUGACGUCUUUGGAAAGAAUGAUCAGUUCCUGCUACAACUUCACAUACCAUAACAACUCAGCUCUGUACGGCCCAUAUUUCCCUGAGAAUGAGCCACCUUUUUUCCAACAUAUAAAAUGGCUGGAUUGGAUCACCACUGGCAUUGGACUUCCUUUGACUCUAAUAGUGAUAGUUGCAAUUUUUCUACAGGUGAAAAAGGAUCAGGGUGUCCCAGUCUACGUCAUGAACCUUCUCUUUUCUGAUCUCAUUCAGUUCUGUGGCAGAAUUAUACCUUCAUUUAUUCCUGGUAUCAGCAGUGGUAUGAUCUAUUUUGGUUUAAUGGCCAGUGUUGGAUUCAUGGUCUGUAUCUCAUUAGAAAGGUAUUUGAUCAUCGCCAAACCACUGUGGUACAGAUUCAGGAGAAACAUCAAGACCUAUGUGGUGGUCUGUGGUGUGGUCUGGAUUUUUCCUCUUCCAAUUCUGCUAACUGUGAAUCUGACCACUGAUCCUACCAUUGGUUCUAAUAUUAUUGAAAAAGUCAUACCUGGUGUGUUCCUUAUGCCCAUUACAUUCUUCAUCUUCUUCUUGGUUGGGACUAUUAAAGCUCUGUCUGGAGCCCUCAGUGUCCCAGCAGAAGAAAAACGACGAAUUGUAGCCAUUCAGGUAGUGGUGCUGCUAAUUUACUCUCUGUUUUUCCUGCCGAACAUUCUUCCUUUCCUUUUACAUGAAAUCAGUUCAAUUAUUUUUAUACUGAGCCCAGUGUGUCUCAUUCUUAGUCCCCUUGCAGACACAAUUCUGUAUUUGUUAAGUCGUAAAAGCUUCCUGGAUAAGUUUCUGGCUUUACUCUGUUCUUGUAAAGCAUCAGACAAUCAGGAGCUGAGCAGCAAUAAUACUGAAAGACCGACUGCUCCACAUACUGAGACUGUUUAGGGUUUAAUAUCUGGAGCCUCCACAACAAUCUACUGUAGCUGAUUUUUGGGUUGAUUAGCAACAUAGAUUUGAAAGACUUUUGUUUUUAAAAGUUUCAUUGAAAUAAUUUCUUGGGUAAACGUCUAAAA
This is a messenger RNA of Fundulus heteroclitus (mummichog), 1120 nucleotides long. Its product is annotated as G-protein coupled receptor 4-like. The record is from RefSeq and is a predicted model, not a curated record. Bases 84 to 992 code for a protein of 302 amino acids. Gene Ontology annotation, molecular function: G protein-coupled receptor activity. Lineage: Eukaryota; Metazoa; Chordata; Actinopteri; Cyprinodontiformes; Fundulidae. Gene Ontology annotation, biological process: positive regulation of Rho protein signal transduction; phospholipase C-activating G protein-coupled receptor signaling pathway. Gene Ontology annotation, cellular component: membrane. The transcript has 4 exons.